CUUGCAUAUUUUCAAUUGAUUACACUUUUGGCUACGGAUUACACAGAAAAAAGUUUAUUCCCCCUUGAUUUUCUAGCACAACUUGUCAUCGAUCGAGAUCCCUUGAAGCUAUUCUGAUCAAAAUCGUUUAAUUGCUGAGAUUGAAGCGAAUUUCAUUGUUUUCCUUUUAUGGGCUUCGGGAUUAGUGAGAAUCAAUCGUACGGUGGAGCUAGAAUGAAUCGCGGUGAGCCAAAUUCUGAAGUUUGAGGAAGCAAUCAUGUGGUUUUCCUUCUGGAGAUCCAGAGAUCGAUUCUCCUUGGACGAACUCAGAUACUUAACAAACCAGCUGCAGAAAGUUCAAAUUGUUAAUGAAGUUAAUAAGGAUUUCGUUAUUGAGGCAUUGAGAUCCAUUGCGGAGUUGUUGACAUAUGGUGAUCAACAUGAUCCAUCCUUUUUUGAUUUUUUCAUGGAGAAGCAAAUCAUGGGAGAGUUCGUACGAAUACUGGAUAUUAGCAAAACUAUUAGUGUUGCUCUUCAGUUACUUCAAACAAUAAGCAUUUUGAUUCAAAACCUAAGAAGAGAAAAUGCCAUAUAUUAUAUGUUCAGUAACGAACAUGUUAACUACCUUAUAACUUAUUCAUUUGACUUCAACAAUGAAGAGAUACUUUCUUACUAUAUAUCAUUCUUAAGAGCAAUAAGCGGGAAGCUAAACAAGAAUACGAUUUCUCUUCUUGUAAAGACUCAAGAUGAAGAAGUAGUUUCUUUCCCUUUGUAUGUUGAGGCAAUACGGUUUGCUUUUCAUGAAGAAAGCAUGGUUCGCACAGCAGUGCGUUCGUUAACACUGACUGUUUAUCAUGUUGGAGAUGAUUUUGUCAACAAGUUCAUCACUAGUGCCCCUCAUUCUGAUUAUUUUACAAACUUAGUCUCAUUUUUCCGGGAGCAGUGCAUCAAUUUAAGCAAAUUGGUUUCUGAAUACCUAGAAAACCCAUGCUCGGAGUCAGUCUAUGCGAUACUUGCUACAGUGGAUGAAAUUGAGGACAAUCUCUACUAUUUUAGUGAUGUUAUCUCUGCUGGGAUUCCUUUUGUUGGGAGUUUAAUAACAGACAACAUUUUGCAGCUUUUGAUUCUUCCUUCGUUGUUUCCAGCUCUUCAAAUAGACACUGACAGUAGCCUGAAGAUUGGUGCAGUCACUUCUUUGUACCUACUUUGUUGCAUCUUGCGCACUGUAAAAAUCAAAGAUCUGGCAAACACCAUUGCUGCAGCGCUUUUAUAUCCACUUGAGUCUCUUGCUGCAAAUUCUGAAGCUAAAAUCAAUGGCUAUUUUUCUGGAACUAAUUGUGCAAAUGAAAAGGAAGAGCCAUACAGUGAUAGUGUUACCCCUGUGAAUCUUGGACAUUUACGUGUUGAUAUAUCUGGUGAGGCUAGUUCUUCACAUGUUCAUCCUGAAGGAAUUAUGGCAGAGAGAAGUUUUCCUUGUUCAUAUUUUUCUUUGAGGGAGACUUUGCUUUCCUAUAUCACUGAUGGAGAUGAUGCACGAGCCCUGGGUUCUUUGAAUGUGUUGGCUACAUUGUUGCAAACUAAAGAAUUGGAUGAGUCAAUGCUAGAUGUUCUUGGUAUUCUUCCUCAGCGCAAACAACACAAAAAACACUUGCUGCAAUCUUUGGUAGGCGAGGGCUCAGGCGAAGAGCAACUUUUUUCUUUUGAAAGCGGCUCCCCAAGAGAUAGUGUUAGUACUGAGCUUGAUGGAUAUUUAAAAAAGUUGAAGGAACAAUACGGAGUGUCUAUCGUAGGAGUGGGAGCAAGUCCUCGUAUACAUAGAAACCAGGUCCUUGAUGCAUUGGUCAAGCUUCUUUGUCGCUCAAACAUUUCUACAGAGAUUUUGUGGGAUGCCGGUUGGCUUUUGCGACAAUUGCUUCCUUAUAGUGAGGCGGAGUUCAAAACCCAUCAUCUUAAAUUGUUGAAGGACUCGUAUCGGAACUGCAGAAAUGCUCUUCUACAGGAGACUAAAGGGAUUUGGGUUGAUCUGCUUAAAACGGUGCUUUGUGAUCAGUGGAAAAAAUGCAAAAGAGCUAUUGAGGCUUCAUCCCCUCAAACGGAGCCCAAGAGCAUACUUUUGCCAUUUCAUAAAUUGAAUUCUGAAGAUAUUUCUGCUGAAUUAUCCUUCGCUGCUGGUGAGAGGAUGUGUGAAUCGGUGAAGGUAUUUUUACUUCUUCAUCAGCUUCAAAUUUUCUCCCUUGGUAGGACGUUGCCUGAACAGCCACCUAUCCAUCCAAUUGAUAUCCCAGAAACAUCCCGUGCCAAGGCAGUUGGUCUAGAUGUUUCAGGUCUGAAGCCAGGCACCGAAAUAAAACUUGUUCAUGCACUGCCUUGUCGGAUUUCAUUUGAAAGGGGCAAAGAACGUCAUUUCCACUUUCUAGCAGUUUCUGUGGGCACAUUGGGAUGGGUUGUUCUUGCUGAAGAGUUACCAUUGAAGCAGAUUUAUGGCAUAGUUCGUGUUGCUGCUCCCUUGGCUGGAACAAAUCCCAGAAUAGAUGAUAAGCAUCCAAGAUGGCUACACUUACGGAUUCGCCCAUCAACGUUACCAUUUUCAGAUUCUUCUAAACCUGGCACGCCCAGGGAAAUGAGGGCAAAAUCUCUAGUCGACGGGAGAUGGACCCUAGCUUUCAGGGAUGACGAAUCCUGCAAAGCCGCUUUAUCUAUGAUUCUGGAAGAGAUUGAUCUACAAAGCACCGAAGCGGAGAGAAGACUAAGACCGGUUCUCGACCUCGAACUGUAGAUUCUUCAAAUCUUUUUAAAUUUUCUAUAAAUACCCAUUCGAGGUUUUAUGUUUUUAGGUUCGAGCUUGUUGCCUUUGCAUCCUUUUGUAUAUGCCGGUAAGGCGAGCCCAGAUAUACCCCCUGCCGUCGAUUAGGUCCUCUGGUUUAGUGCCAUUCUUGGUAGGUAUUAGCUAAUCCCUUGUCUGAUGUUGUUAGUUUAUUCCCUUCAUAAUUGUUUACUCAUUCUUGAGCUUAGGCAUCCCCUGCCCCUAUCUCCUAAUUUUCGAAGU
This is a messenger RNA of Hibiscus syriacus, 3025 nucleotides long. Its product is annotated as protein TRANSPARENT TESTA 9-like. Gene Ontology annotation, molecular function: protein binding. Lineage: Eukaryota; Viridiplantae; Streptophyta; Magnoliopsida; Malvales; Malvaceae. Gene Ontology annotation, cellular component: late endosome; endolysosome membrane. Bases 257 to 2755 code for a protein of 832 amino acids. Gene Ontology annotation, biological process: endosome to lysosome transport; regulation of autophagosome maturation; endosomal transport. The record is from RefSeq and is a predicted model, not a curated record. The transcript is spliced from 21 exons.